UGAGAAAUGGUGGUUUUGGUGUUCUUUAUGAGAUAGUUCAUGUUCUUGGAAAGGUCAUGGUGUUAUUGUGUUGCAUUUUAGUCCACCAAAAUACUCAAUUGAGAAAAAAAGUGAUUGAAUGUUGAGAAAAGGGUACUUACAAUUGUUCCAUUACCAAGUUGCUUGAUAUUUAGAUAGGAAUAUCUGAUCUAAGUAUGUAUGGACCAAGUGUUCCAAUAUCUAAGUAUUAGAUUCCAUAUAUAUGGUUGGUUCAUGGUUGAGAAAGAAAAAGUGAUGGUGUGGGGGCAAAAAUGUCCCAGAAAAGUGUGAGGACAUGGCUGGCACAGUACAAGAUAUUGGGAGGGAGAUGGGAAGCAGUUGUUAUAGCAUAUUACAGAAGCCAAAAGCAGUUGUAUAUAUACAUGGUGAUAUAUAUAUAUAUACAUACAUAUCAUAUGAGGAGGAGUCAAAACUUGCAAAACUUGCAAGGCUGAUCCUACAUUUGAUUUGUUGUAUGAAUCUGCCAGUGUACAGACAUAUAUAGCAGUGUACCUAUGACCUCCUCCUCCAUGUUGACAAUGACAUGUCCAUCUUCAACAACAUUAACAGCAACAACUAGCAGAGCUAGAACUAGUCUGCUGCUGCAACUCAAAUUGGGUUGUCAUCAUUGGUCUCCGUCCAGGUCCAGGUCGUGGACGUGUCUCAGAUAUGGACAUGGACGUGGAUAUAUUGGAGGAGAAGGAGGAGGAGGCGGGUCUCUACUUGGUAUGGCAGCCCGCCGGCACAAUGUUAGCAAAAAUGGGGCUGUGCGGGGAAUCUCUAUGUUCCUCAACACCAGACCAAAACCGGUGGUUAAGGAUGGAGUUCUGAGCUUUAAUGGGACGGAAGCACUCAAGGACAUGCCCCAUAACAUUGUCAUUAAGCCCUGGUACGACUCAUCAUCUGCAGCAUUCUUGGGUGCUGCUUUCACUGAUGAAUCUGAAUCCUCCUCCUCCACUUCUCGACUUGUCUUCAAACUUGGAGUCAUACGGGAAACCCGAUUGUUGUGUUUGUUUAGAUUCAAGAUUUGGUGGUCCAUUCCACGAGUAGGGAAUUCAGCAAGUGACAUUCCUGUUGAAACUCAAAUGUUACUGCUGGAAGCUCCCCAUGACCACUCAGCUUCUUCUGAUGGAGCCACUGCCUACAUUCUCUUCUUGCCUUUGUUAGAUGGUGAAACCAGAAGCAGCUUGCAGGGAAACUCUGCUGACGAGCUUCAAGUUUGUGUUGAAACUGGUGAUCCUGCUUUACUUGCAUCAGAGUCUACUAAAGCCGUGUUUGUUAACUGCGGAGGCAAUCCCUUUGAUUUGAUGAAAGAAUCUAUGAAGUAGGUGGGCCUCUGUGUUGCGGAAGCCCUACCAAAGUUAAGGAUCCUGCAGACGUACAGCGGAACAUUUGCUCUGCGGGAGACCAAACAGAUGCCUGGAAUGCUAGAUUGGUUUGGUUGGUGUACAUGGGAUGCAUUCUACCAUGAUGUCAAUCCUCAGGGAAUCAAAGAUGGGCUAAGCAGCUUGUCAAAAGGUGGCACUCCUGCUAGAUUUCUUAUAAUUGAUGAUGGGUGGCAAGACACGACCAAUGAAUUUCAGAAAGAAGAAGAGCCUUUUGUUGAAGGGUCUCAGUUCGGUGCCAGGUUAAUGAGCAUUAGAGAGAACAUGAAGUUCCGGAAGGCAUCAAGUAAGGCUUCCAGCGCCCCGAAUAGUCUCAAGGAAUUCAUUUCAGAUAUAAAGAGUACUUUUGGCCUCAAGUAUGUCUACGUAUGGCAUGCACUGAUGGGAUACUGGGGUGGGCUCCAUUUAGAUGCUCCAGGGACACAGAAGUAUAAUCCAACGCUGAAGUACCCAGUACAAUCACCUGGAAAUCUUGCACAUAAAAGGGACAUCGCUAUGGACUCCAUGGAAAAGUACGGUGUUGGCACCAUUGAUCCUGCCAGAAUUUUUGAAUUUUAUGAUGAUCUACAUAGAUAUAUUGCAUCACAAGGAGUAGAUGGAGUUAAGGUUGAUGUGCAGAAUAUCCUCGAAACAGUAGCCACUGGUUCAGGAGGCCGGGUUUCGCUUACUAAACAUUUCCAACAAGCCUUGGAGGAGUCCAUUGCCAGGAACUUCCAAGAUAAUGGCAUAAUCUGCUGCAUGGGUCAGAGUACAGAUUCUAUUUACAACUCAAAGAAAAGUGCCAUCACGCGUGCAUCUGAUGAUUAUUACCCCAAGAAUCCCAACACGCAAACACUCCACAUAGCUGCUGUAGCUUAUAACAGUAUAUUUUUUGGUGAAGUAGUUGUGCCAGAUUGGGACAUGUUCUAUAGCCGCCAUAAUGCUGCCGAAUAUCACGCGAUUGCUCGAGCUGUUGGAGGAUGUGGAGUUUAUGUAAGUGAUCAACCUGGUCAGCAUGACUUCAACAUACUACGAAGACUCGUGCUUCCUGAUGGAUCAGUGUUGAGAGCUAAGUACCCUGGGAGGCCUUCAAGGGAUUGCCUAUUUUGUGAUCCAGUUAUGGAUGGGAAAAGCCUUCUGAAGAUAUGGAACCUUAACAAGUGUACUGGAGUGAUUGGCAUAUUUAACUGCCAAGGAGCUGGUAGCUGGCCUGGCUUGGAAGACAGUCCUAAGAUGAACAGUCCUGAGAUAUCAGGAAAAAUCUCUCCAUCUGAUGACAUUGACUAUUUUGAGGAGGUUUCAGGAAAGUCAUGGAAAGGAGAUUGUGCAGUCUUCUCCUUCAAAUCAGCAUCACUCUUUCGGCUUGCAAAGCAUGGAAAGCUCGACAUCACCUUAGGGACAUUGCAGUGUGACAUCUUUUCUGUUUCACCUAUCAAGGUUUAUGGUAAGAAGGUUGAGUUUGCACCGAUCGGUUUGAUCAACAUGUACAAUUCUGGAGGGGCUACUGAUGCAAUUGAAGUCAUUACCGAGUUUUCUGAUUUUGGCAUAAGAAUCAAAGGAAGAGGUCCAGGUAUUUUUGGAGCAUAUUCCAAUCUGAAACCGAAGUCUUGCUCCAUGAAUUUGAUGGAUGAGGGAUUUGAAUUUAGAAGUGAAGAUUGCCUUUUGACCAUUCCUAUUCCCAGCGGUACAGAUACGUGGGAAGUUGCAGUUUACUAUUAAGGCCUCAGAGUCCACCUGAAUACAUUCCCAGUUACAGAAAUUAUAGGAAACAGUAACCACUAGUGGUAAAUUACAAUUCAUUUAGGGCUAA
Coffea arabica (coffee) is the source of this 3192-nucleotide messenger RNA. The record is from RefSeq and is a predicted model, not a curated record. Lineage: Eukaryota; Viridiplantae; Streptophyta; Magnoliopsida; Gentianales; Rubiaceae.